Molecule: messenger RNA, 750 nt
Organism: Ambispora leptoticha
Lineage: Eukaryota; Fungi; Glomeromycota; Glomeromycetes; Archaeosporales; Ambisporaceae
Source: the annotation of a GenBank genome assembly
AUGAAAUCUGUAAGCGCUCCUACCCAUUUCAGAUACCUAAGCUUGGUUUUCGCCGUGAGUAUGCUCUCAAUUUUAUUUGUCACUGUACCAUUAAGGAUUCAUUCUUCAAAACGUGAUGAUGUUGCUGCCAUCGAUCCAAUCAACAAAACUCGCAAAUCAUUCAUGAAUAGACGUCUCUUCAAUCAUAACAAAGACGACAAGAAAAAAGACACCGGUAUCUUAAUAAACAAUCAAGAAGCACACGAAUCAGAGCUUCAACGCGAACUCCAUCAACAUUUCGAAGAAGAGAGCGAAGACUGGUGGGAAGUCCAACGUUCAUACGAAUAUCAAACAGCUGACUCUUUGGGUGACCUAUUCUUGGUUGAAGUCGAAGAAGCGCAAGUAAUUCACAAGCAGCACGCACAACUGGAUGAUAUCCAACUUGCUGAGGAUUAUCAAACUCAGGAUGCAUCACAAGAAGUUCUUAAUAUCAAUGAUGGAUUACAGAAAGGAGCGACAAACGCUAACUCAACGGCUAUUGCUGCUGAGGAGAUUGAACAACAUCAACGUGAGGAUAUGUUGGAGGUCAAGCAGUACCAAAAGAUUCAUGUUGUCCAGGUAAACCUUUUUGGAUUGUUGAAAAACGAGUAUGAAGAAGAACGAUUGGUACAGUACGAGUAUUCGUUAUCGAUUGAUGCGUUUAAUGAGUGGGAAUAUUCGGCUUCAGAGGAUAAUCAGAGUGCUGAUAAUUUUGUUUUGGGCAACGCUUAA